AUGGCUCCAACAACGGAAUUGGCAGCGGCCACAAUGGCCGAGGGCGAUAACAAGACGACGAGGGCCCGAGAUGAGGCUGCUGCGGUGGAAUCAGAUACCGAAACGUUGCUUCAGGGAGUUGAUGAGAGGAAGUUGCUGCGGAAGCUGGAUCUUUACAUUAUUCCUCUUGUCAUGGGUUUGUAUCUGUUUAGUUUUCUUGAUAGAGUCAACAUUGGAAACGCUCGACUGUACGGACUCGAGGAAGACCUUCACCUCUCGUCUGAACAGUUUCAAGUUACCGUUUCCAUCUUUUUCGUCACAUAUCUCCUCUUCGAGGUGCCAUCAAAUCUCGUACUCAAACUCUUCACUCCCCGCCGAUGGGUAUCAUUCAUUGUCAUCGCAUGGGGCAUCAUUGCCACCCUUACGGGACUGGUACAGUCCUACGGAGCACUCAUCGCUUGCCGUUUACUCCUAGGAGUUGUCGAGGCGGGCCUAUUUCCCGGCCUCAGCGUCUAUCUCACCUUCUUCUACACCAAGCACGAACUGGCUCUGAGGAUUGGCUAUCUCUUUGUCAGUUCUGCUAUAGCCGGCGCUCUGGGUGGACUGUUGGCUUAUGGCAUUGGACACAUGGAUGGACUCUGUGGCAUGAGCGGAUGGCGGUGGAUUCUCAUCAUCGAAGGUAUUCCGAGCGUGGUUCUCGGUGUGGUCACUUUCAUUGCGCUGCCGAAUGAUGCGGAAUCGGCAUAUUUCCUGACGAAAGAGGAGAAGCUUCUCAUGGAAGAGAGACACAGGCGGGAAUAUGGAAACACAGCUACUAGCCGUCAGUUCAGCCGAGUCGACAUGAUGAGGGCUUUCAAGGACUGGAAGGUGUGGGCAUUUUCUUUUGCGCAGUUUGGUGUUGAUACUAUGCUCUAUGGGUUCUCGACUUUCCUGCCCACAAUCAUUGAUGCUCUCGGUGAAUGGAGCGUUGCUCAAGUCCAACUUCUCACCAUCCCGUGCUACUUCCUCGGAGCGGUGACCUAUAUGAUCAUUGCUAUGCUCUCCGAUAAAUUCCAGAUGCGAGGAAUAUUCUGUGUCCUCUUUGGCUGUAUCAGCAUCAUCGGCUAUGGUGUCUUGUUGUCCGACUCGGCUCCUGGAGUGCACUAUUUCGGAUGUUUUCUUGUUGCGGGUGGUUUAUACGUUGUCGUUGGUCUUCCAAUCGCUUGGCUGCCGAAUAAUUCCCCUCGAUAUGGCAAAAGAACAACUGCGACGGGUUUGCAGCUUACUUUUGGAAACGCCUCUGGAAUCAUGUCUGCAUUCAUAUACCCUGCGCUCGAUAAACCUCGCUUCAUUCGCGGCCAUGCCGUCUCGCUCAGCAUGGUCGGCGUGGGAAUCUGCAUAUACGGCUUUCUCUGGUACUGGCUCUGGAAGACGAACAAGCGUCGUGAUGCGGGCGAGUUGCCGCGAGAACACGAGGGUUUGCUAGAGGAAGAGCUCAAGGAGCUGGGAGACGACAGUCCUCAUUACAGAUAUACGAUUUAA
This is a messenger RNA of Trichoderma gamsii, 1500 nucleotides long. RefSeq lists its product as hypothetical. Gene Ontology annotation, cellular component: membrane. Bases 1 to 1500 code for a protein of 499 amino acids. The transcript is spliced from 5 exons. The record is from RefSeq and is a predicted model, not a curated record. NCBI's taxonomy places the organism in Eukaryota, Fungi, Ascomycota, Sordariomycetes, Hypocreales, Hypocreaceae. Gene Ontology annotation, molecular function: transmembrane transporter activity. Gene Ontology annotation, biological process: transmembrane transport.